Molecule: messenger RNA, 2562 nt
Organism: Dujonia railenensis
Lineage: Eukaryota; Fungi; Ascomycota; Pichiomycetes; Serinales; Debaryomycetaceae
Source: the annotation of a GenBank genome assembly
AUGAAGAAUCGGCUAUUGAACGAUUCAGAACAUUUUGGACACCCAUACGUGCCAUAUAAGAUACAAAUCGAGCUUAUGAAAGAGAUAUACUCUUGUAUUGAGAAUGGAUGCAAAAUAGGAAUAUUCGAGAGUCCCACAGGGACAGGUAAAACACUUUCGCUAAUUUGCUCAACCAUGACUUGGCUCAGGGACUUUAAGAAAGAGUCAAUUAUUCAGGAAACAAAGAGGAACGACGACGAUGACGAAGAUAACGUGUCGGAUGAUGAGCCAGAUUGGGUCAAGGCUGCUUAUGCGGACUCUAUUUUGAAAAGGUCUUCCUCCUUGGCUAAGGACUAUGAACUACACUUGGAUUCUAUAGAAAGCCAAACUAAGAAUAGAAUACAGAAAAUCCACACACUAAAAGAUCAAGAGAAAAAGCGCUUCAAAAAGUCGUCUGUCGUACUAAAAGAGAGUGAACCUGGCGAGCUAGAUUCCUCCUUCGUACCAGAUGACUACUACAGUGACUCCGAAAUAAGCUCUAAUAAAAAUAUCAAUGACCAGAUGUCAUCGCAGGUGAAACAAUUGCUUACAAAGGUUAAUGGUCCUAAGGAAACAGUAGAGCUCGUUAAUACAUGCCCGACCACUAUAUACUACUCAUCACGUACCCAUUCACAAUUGAAUCAAUUUGCACAACAGUUGAAAUUGACUUCAUUUGAGUCUUCCUUUGUUAAUGUGGCUGAAAGAACUAAGUUCUUGCCAUUGGCUUCAAGGAAGCAACUUUGCAUCAAUCCUAAAGUUUCAAAACUUAAAGAUUUAACGAGUAUAAAUGAUGCAUGUAUGGAUCUACAAAAGAGCGACAGUACUUCCUGCGAGUUCAUUCCCAAGGCAGGGCAUCCUCUAUCCGAAGAGCUCACAAAAGAAUUUGUAGAUACCUCUUUCACGUCUAUCCACGACAUAGAAGACUUGGUUGCAAUUGGUUCUUCAUUAAAGAUUUGUCCUUACUACUCAGUACGGAAAGGUGUCGAAUUAAGUGAGAUCAUUGCCUUGCCCUAUCAAAUGAUACUCCAGGAUUCAACAAGACGGUCUUUAAAUUUAAACAUUGAUAAUGCGAUUGUAAUAAUAGAUGAGGCCCAUAACCUUUUCGAUGUCAUAACUUCCAUAUAUUCAGUGAAUUUAUUGGAAUCAGAUAUAAUAUUAGUUAUAAACUCAUUGAAGGCAUACUUGAAGAAGUUUUCUCCAAGACUAAACAGUGGUAAUAGAAUAAAUCUUAUGAAAUUAAUCAAGUUGUGUCUGGUGUUGAAAAGUUUCAUGGAAAAAGCUAAGUCUACCGAAAUAGUUCCUGGUAAGGAAAUAUUCAUUGACGAAAUCUUCAAAGGAACCACUGGAGAUACGGUUAAUGUUCAUAAUAUUGAAAAGUUCUUGACGAAGAGCAAAAUUGCAUACAAAGUACAAGGUUGGAUUGACAAACAACAAGAAUUGUCAUUGUCACCAAAUCUGGCCCCAUCGUCUUCAUCAUCACCACUUCUUUUUAAGAUCACCUCAUUUCUUAAAUCCUUAGCUAACCCAUCCAAAGAAGGUAAGUUCUUUUGGGAUAAACCGACCAAAUCAACUAUUUCCAUAAACUAUAUGUUGCUUGAUCCUAGCUCUAUUUUCAAAGAUAUUGUAACUAGAGCAAAAUGUGUAAUACUAUGUGGAGGGACAAUGGAACCGAUGUCAGAUUACACCAACUAUCUUUUCCCAUACAUAUCAAAAGAACUUAUCAGAAACUUCUCUUGCAAACACGUUAUUCCUGACUCAAACUUGCAUGUCUUUCCACUAGGUACCUUUAGAAAUCAAGAGUUCAACUUUCAGUUCGGCACAAGAAACAACCCUACAAUGAUCGAAAAUUUGGGUCUUUGUAUUUUGAGAAUAUGCCAAGCAGUACCUCAUGGUGUGGUGGUAUUCUUUCCAUCUUAUAAGUAUUUGGAAGAGGUGCUAGAGCAGUGGAAGGGGAAGACCUUGCUAUACGAAAAGUUGUCAAGCAUCAAGACAAUUUUAACAGAACCUCAGAACUCAUCUGAUGUCGAUUCAGUGCUUACAAAGUAUUCAAAAGCAAUAUAUACUGAAAACAGAGGCUCAAUAUUGUUAUCAGUUGUUGGAGGAAAAUUAUCGGAAGGUAUAAACUUUUCUGAUGAAUUGGCUAGAGCUGUUGUUAUGGUUGGACUACCUUUCCCCAACGCAUACUCUGGAGAAAUGGUUGCGAGAAUGAAAUACAUUGAAGCAGACACUAUAAGCAAAGGAGGAACUCCUGCAAUGGGACGUGAAGCAACUAGACAGUUUUAUGAGAACAUUUGUAUGAGAGCUGUCAACCAAAGUAUCGGAAGGAGUAUUAGGCAUAUUAAUGAUUAUUCUAUACUUUAUUUAAUUGACGGUAGGUAUGGGAAUCCUGGCAUCCAAAAGAAACUAAGCGGUUGGGUCAAAGAACAAUUACCCCAGCAGGUGCCUAAUCAAGGAGGUUGCAUUGAUUUCGAAUCUGCAAUGCAACUCACUACAGAAUUCUUCGAAGUUCAUGGCGAUAAACAAGUAGAGAUUCGAAAACUCUAG